Fusarium graminearum PH-1 is the source of this 2376-nucleotide messenger RNA. RefSeq lists its product as uncharacterized. NCBI's taxonomy places the organism in Eukaryota, Fungi, Ascomycota, Sordariomycetes, Hypocreales, Nectriaceae. Bases 597 to 2039 code for a protein of 480 amino acids. The transcript has 3 exons. The record is from RefSeq and is a predicted model, not a curated record.
CUUUUGUUGGGGUUGUUGGAGGGAGGCCGAUAUCUUGGCCCUGCUGUUGCGGGUUUCCCUAGCUAGGGCGAGCUCUAAAAACCUUACGCGAAGGAGCUCCAAUUGUCUUGGCCGGCCGUUGGCUAGCAGAGUCUCGCUGACCUCCGUGCAUGAUGCUGGCAUCACGUACUGGCACAGCGUCGACUGAGGCUCACUUUCUCAGUCGAUUGCUAAGUGCCUAGUCGUCUCGAUAUGCAUCCCUCGUGCAUAUUGGUUGCUCCAGUGAGCUCCAGCCACAUCCUCUGCCCUCGUUGAUAUGGUUGGACUCACGAUGUCCGUAUCACAUCUUGCCAAUAUUCCCACCCCUCCUUCUUGGUGAUUAUCGUCUCCUCGAAGUAAGAACCAGACUAAUGCACAACCUAUGGUGGGGUUGGGAAGUGAAGCCAGUUGGACGAUCUUGCUGUAAGGUUUGGAAGUUGUCAAGACCAACUUUGCCAACCUCCCUCAUGUGAGGUUACUUAACACCUUCGCUCAACCACCACUAUCGCUUGCUUACAGCUUGCACUCGUUCAAAACACCUUCGUUGAUAUCACGAAACCAAUCUCGCAACUUUCACAAUGAAGUUCGGCGCUGCCCUUUUGGUCUUGGCCACUUCGGCCCUGGCUAGCAACGUCCGACGAGGAGACGAGUAUGAGAACCCCGACUACAGCGGCGGAGAGUACGAGGCUCCCGAGGCUCCUGCGGAUGACUACGGAUAUGGAGACAAGCAUGACAGUGGCUACAAGCACGAGGUGACCCAGGUCGAGGUCACUUACACGACUACAACUGUCUGCCCCGUCACUUAUACCCACCACGAGAAGGGAUACACCUACUACGAGACUAAGCUCACAACCUCUACAGUCACAGUUGUUGAGGCCAAGACUGUCGAUGUCACUGUCAAGGAGCCUGAUGUUUACAAACACUACACCGAUGUUGAAUAUGUCACUCGAACAUCACUGUGCCCCGUGACCGUCACCAAGACUGUUGCCGGAGAGGUCAUCACAGAGGUUUACACGACCACCAGCUACAUCUACGAUGUUGUCAAGACCACCGACUAUGAGCAUGUCAAGCAACCCGAUGUGACAAAGCACGAGACAGACGUCGUCUAUAAGACCCGAACCACUGUCUGCCCUGUUACUGUCACCAAGACUAUUGCCGGCGAGGUUGUCACUGAGACAUACACUACCACCAGCGUGAUUGAGGAGGUUGUCAAGUCCACCGACUACGAGCACGUCAAGCAGCCCGAUGUGACCAAGCACGAGACCGAUGUUGUUUACACCACUCGAACCACUGUCUGCCCUGUCACCCUCACCAAGACUAUUGCCGGCGAGGUUGUCACUGAGACAUACACCACCACCAGCGUGAUUGAGGAGGUCGUCAAGACCACCGACUAUGAGCACGUCAAGCAGCCCGAUGUCACCAAGUACGAGACCGACGUUGUCUACAACACCAAGACUCACGUCUACCCUGUCACUAUCACAAAGACUAUUGCCGGUGAGGUCAUCACUAAUGUCUACACCUCAACCGACUACGAGGUCGUCAAGGUCCACAGCACUGUUUACGACAAGGUUGAGCUUCCCGAUGUGACCAAGCACGAGACAGACAUCGUCUACCACACCAAGACUGAGGUCAGCCCCGUUACCGUCACCAAGACCAUCGAGGGUGAGGUUAUUACCAACGUUUACACCUCCACCUCUCUUGUUGUCGAAGAGGUUGUCACCACUAUCCCUGCCUACAAGACCAUCGUCAAGACCCUGGGCAAGGGCGUUGUUGUCACCCAGUACUCCAAGAUUGUCCAGACCGUCGGCGGCGGCACCGUCUACCAGACCGUCGCUCCUCAGCCCACCACUGUCGAGAUCCCCGAGACUGAGGUCGUCACUCAGCCCGAGGUCACCGUGCCCGUACCCGCCACUCCCACUGCUGAGCCUGAGCCUGUCGUCAACGGCGCUGCUGUCGCCGCCAACAAGGCUCCCGUUUUUGCCUUCAUGGCUGGUAUCCUUGGCGCCGUCGCCCUCCUCUAAACAACACCAGCUGUUUAGACACAACGCCAACAGCACUGCCAGAUGGGCCCUUCUGUUAUUUUUCUUCUUUACAUCCUUCACCUUUGUAAAAAGCAGGACGUGUCCCUGGGCAAAGGACACUUUAUUUAAUUCAUCGCGAGCAUCAGUAUCGCAUUGCACACUCAUUUCAAGCAUGGUAAAAAUAGGAGGAUGGGUCUUAAGGGUUUGCACUUAAUGUCGUGGAUGUGGGUGUUUGUCAUUUUACUUUCUGUUCCUCAUGUAUAUAUUAUUACACAGUUUCGAUUGCAGGAUAUUAUGGAAGUAUUUGGAUAAGGUUAUGAUAGGAUUAGUAGGUAGU